AUGUCAUCCAAGAGCCAGUCAAGUGUUCUUCAUAAAUUCAAGGGAGUCAUCUUUUCUACCAUGUCUUCAGAAGAACUUCUAAAUUCCCUGGAUUCUUUUGAGGCAAGAGAGGAUGAUGUGUUUCUGGUUUCCUAUCCAAAAUCUGGCACUCACUGGAUUGCAAAAGUCAUUGAGAACAUUCCCAAUGCUAGAAUUACCCUAACACCUCCUAUUGAAUUGGGAGACAUUUCUAAAUUCGAAGAACUAAAAACAUACUGUGAGAGGAGAGUUAUUCCAACACAUUUGAGCUACAGCAUGCUACCAAUGAAUAUUAAACAGAAACAGUGCAAGAUUAUCUACAUCGUUAGGAAUCCAAAAGAUAUAGCUGUUUCAUUCUUCCACUACUACAGGGAUAACCCUAAUCUCCCUAGCAUUGAAACCUGGCAUGAAUUUUUUGAGCUGUUCCUAAAAGGAGAUGUUGUAUAUGGAUCCUGGUUUGAUCACGUUUUAAGCUGGGAAGAACACAAAAAUGCUAAGAACAUUUUAAUUAUAUCCUAUGAAGAGAUGAAGAAAGAUCCUUCUAAAAACAUAAAGAAAAUAACUACUUUCCUCGGUUUAAACGUGACUGACAGUGAGAUUAAUCAAAUUGUUUGGAAAACAUCAUUCACUGAAAUGAAAAAUAACACAGCCAAAGAAAACUGUGAUCCAAAUCACACCAUCUGCGCCCUCACUUCUAACAGGAACCUGGUAUUUAGGAAAGGGGCAGUGGGUGAUUGGAUAAACUACUUCACUUCAAAGCAGAAGAGAGUAUUUGAUGAACUAUUCACAGAGAAAAUGAAGCAUAGUGAACUAGCAAAACACUUUGAAGAUUACUCUUAA
Messenger RNA from Rangifer tarandus platyrhynchus (Svalbard reindeer), 858 nucleotides. Lineage: Eukaryota; Metazoa; Chordata; Mammalia; Artiodactyla; Cervidae. The record is from the annotation of a GenBank genome assembly.